GACAAUAACGUUAUCUGUGUAUAUUGAUUCUAUUCAAUAUACGAAGUGUAUAAAAUCUCUGAUCUGGACCGAUGUAGUGUUUGCUUAUUCAGCAAAUCAUAGAUUCGGCUCCGGAACCUUUCGGACAAGUCUUGCAAGACUAUGAAAUACAUAUACAUACACAGUUUCGUAAUAUCUCAUCCGUCUUCUACUUAAUCACCUUCCCAAUCAUUACGUAUAAAGUUCUCUUACCACAUGAACAUGGCAUCUACGAUUAAGCCUGGACUUCCAACUUUCCACCACCUCGACGUAAGUGGGGCGACCAUGCCAUCGGAUCCAACUCUUAGACCCAGCAUCACCCCGCCUCACCCACAUAUACUGACAGCACCGCUCAUAUAGAAUUCCCAAUCUCAACGAGUUCUCUGGUUCCUCGAAGAACUAGGAAUCGAAUACAACCUCGUAUGCCAUAAACGCAUUGAAGGUCGCGCGCCACCCGAGCUCAAAAAUGUACAUCCUAUGGGAAAAGCCCCCGUCCUUGUCACAUCCGACAACAGACCCAUUGUAGAAAGUAGUGCAAUCCUUGGAUAUCUGAUCGAUACAUACGAUAAGGAGGGAAGAUUUGCGGCGCAAGAUAAAGUGCGCGAUGAGAUUUUGACUUCGUUUGCUGGAUCGACUAUUGGAACCAUUUCAGUGGUUGAAUUGAUAUUUGAUAUUGUGGCACAGAAAUCUCCGUGGCCAUUAUCGAUAUUGAUGGGCGGUGUCAAGUCAAAUAUACAUAAGAGUUUCACGGGGCCGGAAUAUGCAACACAGUUUGAAUACUUGGAGAAAGAAUUGACAGAUGAAUGGUUCAAUGGGAAGAAUCUAGGACGGCCAGAUGUGAUGUUGAGUUGGCCUGUGGACUUUUUGGCCGCGAAGAAGUAUGUAGACUUUGAGAAAUACCCGAAGAUUCUGCAGUGGAGGAAUAGGAUACAAAACAGAGAUGCUUGGAAGAGGGCGUUGGAAAAGGGUAAUGGGUAUGAUCUGAUGAAGGUGUAAAGGGGGGAAGUGCGUAGUGUUUUCCCGGGUUUCAAUGUAAGAGCAGCGAGUAUUUCUUUCCGUAAGGAUGUGUCGUUAUGUCAAAUCUAAUACGGCAUGGAUGUUAGUACGUUCGAUGCUUAUUGUACUUCUUUGUAACAUUUGUCGAAAUACAUUUAU
Sclerotinia trifoliorum is the source of this 1173-nucleotide messenger RNA. The record is from the annotation of a GenBank genome assembly. Lineage: Eukaryota; Fungi; Ascomycota; Leotiomycetes; Helotiales; Sclerotiniaceae.